GAUGGAGCUUUGAGAAGCUUUCUGAGUUAUUCAUAGGCAAGCUCUUAUCCCAUUAGCAAGUUACAUUAUUUGUCUGAACACAAGUUAGCACACCAUUAGUCUAUGUCCACUACAUUCGGGCAUAUUUGGUUAGGAACACAGAAUGCUACCUUAUAUGCUAGAUGGAAAUUACAGGGAGAAGAAAAUUAUAGACCCCAAUAGAUGACUAAUAGCUCAUUAGAUCGGUAAACGCCAAUGACUGAAACUGAAAAGUAUUCUCAAGGUCUUUUAAGUUUUUUGCGCGUUCCUGAGAAAAGUAUUCUCCGCGUUAUCAUAGGACCUUAUAAUAAAUCUCAUUUCCUUUUAAGUGCUAAACAGGGUAGCUAAACGUCAACGUCUUCCUCUUGAGGGCCCUUUCAUCAAGUUGCAACUUUCUCAUCAAGUUGGCUUGGGGACCCAAAGGAGUAAUAUUGGUAAUGAAACAGCCUCAAGUAUGCUCUUAUACCUAAUAAUAAAAUAAUAGUGAGGUCUCAGCUGUACAUGAGUAGUACAGAAAUGUCUAAGCAUACCUCUCUGCUAAAAUAUUCAACAUUAAUCCUCAUCUUUCUGCAAACAUGCAAUGCUUGGAAGAGCAAGCCCGACUACUGUUAUCCGGAGACCCCUUCUGCUUGUGGUCAUAUCCGAGACAUCAGCUACCCGUUUCACUUAAACACUGACCCAAAAAUUUGUGGAGAUGAUCCGAAAUUUGAAUUUAGUUGUGAAGAUAACCAAACGGUUAUGUCGAUCCUCUCCAAGAAGCUGUAUGUGCAAGCCAUCAACUAUAAUAAUCAGACAAUUCACCUGGUAGAUCCAGCUUUACAAACACAAGAUGAUCUAUGCUCUUUCAGUCCUCAGCUUCUGUUCUUCGACCAAUCCGAUACAAUCUUCCAAUCAUACUAUAGUUGGCUUAGAUCAGCAGAGCCCAUUUUCAUGUUCAACUGUCCAUCUGCUGUUAAUAAUUCUUCGACAUUUCUGGAAAUUAGUGGCUGCAAAUUAAGCAGACACACUUAUUUAAAGAUUGGAGAAACGAAUGUCUCUGAAGUCAGCGAUGGAUGCAGAAUGGAAUUUAUAGCCAUGACCUCAUUGCCUGAUAUUAAAAAUGCAGAGAAUAACAUUUCCCAUUCUGAUUUUCGUCGAGCACUCCUCUACGGAUUUGAGCUUUUCUUUGUUCGCUCUCCGCGUGAUUUUGAAGAAAAGAAGAGUAUGCUUCAAAUUAUUUUUGACGGAAAACAAUGGAUAUAUUCACUCACUACAAUUUCAUUUCUUCAUGUCUUUGUAGGUGUGCUUUAUUGGAUUCGAUGGAGCAGCAUACCGCUACUUCAGCGUGUCGCCAAGUACUAUUUCGGAGCAAAAUUUGUGAUCGGCCUUCCGUUAGUAACUGUGUUUCUGGUGAUCAAAUUCAAAAGAAGGCAUUUGUCAAUGUAUGAUAGUAUUGAAGGCUUUUUGCGAACACAAAAUAAUUUCAAGCCAAUUAGAUAUGAUUACUCCCACGUAAAGAGAAUGACCAGAGGAUUCAAAGAGAAAUUAGGUGAGGGAGGUUAUGGCAGUGUAUACAAAGGAAAACUUCAAAGUGGAAGAGAUGUAGCAGUGAAGAUGUUGAACAAGCCUAAAGCUGGUUGUCAAGACUUCAUGAAUGAAGUAGCUACCACUGGAAGGAUUCAUCAUGUCAAUGUGGUUGGACUCGUAGGGUAUUGUGUUGAGGGAACAAAGUGUGCUCUUGUUUACGACUUCAUGCCCAAUGGAUCACUUGACAAGUACAUUAGCACCAGUCAAGAAGAGAGUCCUCUGUUAAGUUGGCAGAGGAAGUAUGACAUUAUUCUUGGAGUGGCUCGAGGAAUUGGGUAUUUGCAUCGAGGCUGUGAUGUACGAAUUUUGCAUUUUGACAUCAAGCCACACAACAUUCUUUUGGAUGAGAAUUUCAUUCCAAAGAUUUCUGACUUUGGGCUUGCAAAAUUAUAUCCAACAGAUAAUAGCGUUGUGAAUCUCACAGCUGCUCGUGGAACGAUUGGUUAUGUAGCUCCAGAGUUGAUGAGCAGAAGCAUCGGAGCAAUCUCUUACAAAGCUGAUGUCUACAGCUUUGGAAUGCUGCUAAUGGAAAUGCUGAACUUGAAUAGACAUGAAGUUGCAAAUGAAGAGAAUUCCAGCCAAUAUUUUCCUUAUUAUAUUUACGAUAAGUUCAACAAGGGGAAGGAGAUUGUUGUGGAUGAAGAAGCAAAUGAUGAUGAAAAGAAGAUGGCUAGAAAGCUGACUUUAGUUGCGCUAUGGUGCAUACAAACAAAUCCAAUUCAACGCCCUUCGAUGAGUCGAGUAUUAGAAAUGCUUGAAGGUGAAGUCGAAGUGCUAGAAGUACCUCCUCAGCCUCUUCAGUCUCCACCGAUUGUUUAUCAGACGACGGGAAGUUGUAUGACAUUUUCGUCUGAUUCAAUGGCUUUGUUAGAAAAUCCUUCCGUCGAAGUAGACAUAUGUUCUGAUUGACUAUAGUUGUGUAUUGUUCAUUUAAAAUGACUUAUCUGUGAGAAGGGCUUCACAUUUUACCAAGGGUCGGGUCUGAAUUGGUCCGUCUCGUUCAUUGCGUUCGCGCAGAACAAAUACACAUGGACAUAAUUAAAAGUCUAUUUUCAACCUUAAGACUUCAUCACUCCAUUUUGCGGCUUGGGAUUAUUGUUUGGGAUGAUUUUAUGGGGUUUUGUUGGAUUUCUUUGUAAUGCAUAUAUAUAAAUUUCUAAUUAGAUA
This is a messenger RNA of Solanum pennellii, 2751 nucleotides long. Its product is annotated as rust resistance kinase Lr10-like. Gene Ontology annotation, molecular function: ATP binding; polysaccharide binding; protein kinase activity. NCBI's taxonomy places the organism in Eukaryota, Viridiplantae, Streptophyta, Magnoliopsida, Solanales, Solanaceae. The coding region runs from base 520 to 2493 and encodes 657 amino acids. The record is from RefSeq and is a predicted model, not a curated record. The transcript is spliced from 5 exons. Gene Ontology annotation, biological process: protein phosphorylation.